Molecule: messenger RNA, 920 nt
Organism: Theobroma cacao (cacao)
Lineage: Eukaryota; Viridiplantae; Streptophyta; Magnoliopsida; Malvales; Malvaceae
Source: RefSeq, a predicted model, not a curated record
AACAUGGAACAAGUGCAACUGCUUGGAAUGUGGCUCAGUCCUUACAGUUACAGGGUCAUUUGGGCUCUGAAACUGGAAGGCAUAGCAUAUGAAUACAUAGAAGAAGAUCUCUCCAAUAAGAGUCCUUUGCUUCUCCAAUGUAACCCGGUUCACAAGAAGAUACCCGUGCUAAUUCAUAGUGGAAAACCGAUUUGCGAGUCCUCGGUUAUUCUUGAAUACAUUGAAGAGAUAUGGCCCCAGAAUUCCUUGCUGCCAUGUGAUCCAUAUGAGAGAGCCAUCGCCAGGUUUUGGAUCAAAUUUGCUGAUGAUAAGGGUCCAAUAGUAUGGAAAAUUUGUGGAACUAGAGGCGAAGAACGACAGAAAGUAAUUGAGGAGAGCUUGGAAAUGCUAAAAACCAUAGAAGAACAUGGCCUUGGAGACAAGAAAUUCUUCGGAGGAGACAAGAUUAGCAUGGUGGACAUAGCCUUUGGCGGACUCGCCUACUGGCCUGGAGUCAUUGAAAAAAUACUAGGCAGAAAUCUACUGGAAGCCCACAAGUUUCCUCGCCUGCACGCAUGGACCAAGAAUUUCAAGGAAGUCCCCGAAAUCAAAGAAAACCUCCCUGAUUUUGGUCGUUUGUUAAAGCGAGAGACAUAGAUUUUCAUUAUCCAUCGGAACAUGUACCAAAAAGAAAAAAUAAAAAGUUAUCUGCUGGAACUUGGCUCUACUUUUACUGGUAGAUGUACUUUCUUUAAUUACCCAAUGUCCAUUUUGUUUACCCUGAUUGAUCUCAAACAGAGUAGAGGUUAAGUAUUUAACAUAUAAUCUUACCUCCCUCCAAAAACCAUCCAUCAAAUAUUUGUUCAGCCACCAAUAUUGAAUUUGCAUAUUGUUGACUUUUUUGACUCUUGACUUCAACUACUGGAAUUGUCGAAGUACUC